ACUCAUUUCAAGUGAUCUUUAUUGUUUGUCUCUUACAAUCAUGACAUCAGUGUAGAUCUAUAUUUUCUAUAUCUUCAUGCUGGGCUCUGUAGUAAUUGAAUUUUAUACCCCUGAUCACUAAUCUGCACAAGCUGGGACUGGAUGUAGAUAUAGUCACGAAUAAUGUUAGUACAAGGAGUAACUCCUUGGUACUACGAUAAACAUGGUAACUAUAUGAUGCAAAUUAUCUGACUAAAAUGACAUUACUUGAGAGAGCGUGGAGGGAGGAAACUGAUAGAGAGAAUAAUGUUGAUGAAUCAUAGCUCCCGUAUACCACUCUAGGUCCAUGGUCAAACAGUGGAUUAGUGUAUUGUAUUGUUUACUUUAAUUUUUAGCAGUCAGGUGAUAGCAGCUGCAAAGCGUUGAAAGGUCGAACCAUUUCACUGUUUAUAUGAUGUAGCAAAAACAACAACAACAACAACGAUCAAACUUGAAUGGCAGUAUAAAUCCCCAGAACUUUAAAAACUCAUGAUAAUAAGGAGUUGUCGCUCAAACAUACGGAGGAUUCAAGAACAUAGAAAAUGUAUUGUCAAAUGCCCUUCAUGUCAAAGAACCAAGUAGUCUUUGUCGAAAAUUGGUGAACUAAAACAGUAGUUUCAUCGUGGAUUUUUCAUGGACAAAACUGCUGUUCCCGUUCAAAAAGACCACCCAGCUGUUCUUUGUCAUUUGACAGACAUGUUCAAUAGAUUUACUGCGUCGCAAAACUCACUCCCAUCGAUCAACGCACAAGGACCAGAGGACUUGAGCAGCAGGAUGCACUUUGGUUUGACAGACCUCCCUCGUAAUCCUCUCAAAACAUACAAGGAAAGGAUGAACGAUCCAUCCAGUUCAUGGAGAUCCGAUCCAGAGUACGGUUCAAUACUUCCUGCUUUCUCCGCCAAUCGAUCUUGUACAACAGGACAGAGAGAGAGAGAAACUACUAUUUAAUUCAACGAUCUUCUGAUCGUAUCCCGUCAGAAACCUCGCUAUCGCACACAAGAGCAGACAAAACAUUUGAAAUCUUGUUAGUGUUCAUUUUGAGCUGAUUCUGAAUAGCGGGCGGAGAAAAAGAACUCGCAUAAAAGCAGACGGUCUCUGCUCUUCUACAUGGUCCAUUCAUAAAAUACCUGUAAUUCAAUCGCGAUGGGCUGCAAACAUUGACGUGGAGCAUUGGCCAUUUCUUGACUUUGAAGAAGUGCAAUCUUACCAAAGCUAUCAUGGUGGCAUGGGUGUGACGCCAGGACUUUUUAGACUUCAUCCUAUAUUUUGAAAGAACCCAGCAUAUAAAACUACGAAGUUGUUCUUCAAUCACCACGUAUUAGUCACGUACCCUAAUCAAAAUAAGAUCAUGAUUUUGAAACUGCAGUUGGAGUAGAGAUUUGACAGCUCAAUGAUGGUAUCAUUGAUGACGUUAUGAUGAGAUCAUGGCCUCGGGAUAUCGCAACCAGAAUCUGGUCACUAUUCUCGUUAUCAUCACGUGCAGCGCCACCAUUUCCGUUCUUCUUUCUCUAGAAUUCUCAAACAGACAUGUGUCUGUGACUUCGAUGACAAAAUGCGUAUGCAGUGAGACAAAAUGGAGAUCAGAAGUUCUUGAAGAGGAUCGGAUUCGAAGAGAGGCAGAAGGCGGGUUAGUGACCGUACAGCACGAAGAGCCGCCGCCAUGGAUGCAUAUAAAACGAGGGGAUUUGGAAUAUCCAACGUAUUCUGAAAGUCUUGCCGCAAUCCAGCCUCGUCGAAAGCAACACUUGAACAACAUGUGCCACAAAUCCUUGCCAAUGAACCACCCCCACCACAUCCACAACGAAACCCUAAAACAUUUAUACGUCAACGAAAAAUACAAGUUUGUCUAUUGUUCAGUUCCUAAAGCUGGUUGUACGAACUGGAAGCGAGUUAUGAUGGCCAUCAAUAACUCAUCGCUUGAUGUCACCAGUAUAUCACGUGACGAUGCUCACCAUGGCAACAUGAAAACUCUGAUAGAUUACCCUGAAGAUGAGCGGAAGCGUAUUCUCUCGCACUACCAAAAGUUCCUUUUCACUCGAGACCCGUUUGUUCGUCUCCUUUCUGCCUAUAAAGAUAAAUUCAUGGGGAUUCGGAACCUUGAAUGCGAGCGCCAUAGCUAUUACUUCAAGAACAUCGCUGCGGAUAUCAUGUCAAGGUUCCGUAAGAGCGUGUCACGUAAGACUCUACAAAACGGAGAAGGUGUCCGAUGGACGGAAUUUAUUCGAUAUAUUAUCAAUACCAAUGAUCGGAUGCAACUAAAUGAGCACUGGCAGUCUACGAACUCACUCUGUGCGCCAUGUUCCAUCAGUUAUGAUUACAUAGGAAAGUUGGAAACGGUACGUGAGGACAGUGCGCGAUUGCUCCGCCGAUUUGAAAUUAGGGAUAAGCGUAUCUUCUAUCCAAAAUCGAAUAACCCAACCCGUCGAGAUUCUGCCGAAUUCUAUGAUGCUUUCGGAACUAUCACGAUAAAUGAACUAAGAGAGCUUUGGAGUAUAUAUGAAAUAGAUUUCCUUCUUUUCAACUAUACGCAACCACAGUUUUUAACGAGCAGUAUAAAAGAAAAAUAAAGCAAUCAGCUGUAUCUGAACCAGUUGCCUACUGAAAAUUUGUCAUCCAUGUAAAAAAAAAAAUUGGAAUUCCAGCAGUGGCGUAGCUAGGAUUUUUUCCUGGGGGGGGGGGGGGGCACUGGGGGUCCUUGCUUUUUCAGGGGGCACCAUUUUUCUGGUGUGUGUGUAUGUGUCACAAGGGCGGAUCCGACUUUCGCCAAUAGGGGACGGGGCCCGAAAUUAUCUUCACCUAUAUUUUCCCCGAUCAGUCACUUCUUAGUUUUAUUCUUAUAAAACAACAUAAACAUGAAAUAAUCUCAUAAGCCUAGCGAUUUUUUUUUACUUACAUGUAUUUUGUCCUGUAAAUUUAAUAUUCUGGGCAAUGUUAUGUGUGAUCCUGAACAAGAUUCGUAUGUAACUAGAUGGUUACUGCGAACGCCAAGCGGGAGCAGAAAUUUUCAUUAACUGUUCUAGCAUUAUCGAAAAGGGACCUGUUAAGGACUGCUUACAGUUACCCACGAAGACGGUAUAUAUUUCAAUAAUGCGACCGCGAAGCGCGAGCAAAAUUUUUUGACAUUCCGACCUAAAAAUGUUAAUUUUAAGCACUUUUUGUAUUAAUAAAUGGGAUAGGUAUGUAACUAAACAAUUGAUGCGAAAAGUUGAGAUUUUAGACCUAAAAGUGGGACACUCUAUAUUCAUAUUUUGUAAAUCAUAAAUAGGAUAUAGUUAAUUGGGUAUAUCAUUAAUAAUGCGAACGUGAAGCGUGAGCAGACAAUUAUUGAUAUUCUGAUGUGAAACUGGAUAAUUUAAGUACAUUUUAAAUAAAGAACAUGCAGGCUAUCGCGCAUGUUUUAGAUUUAGACCUAGAAUCAGGGCAUUCUGAAUACAUUUGUUUAAUGGAACAUUAUGAAAUACACGUAGACAAUAGGAACUUGGCAAAUCAAACAAUGUGACCACGCACCGUGAGCUUAAAAUGCUGAUAUGUAGACCACAAAACGGACAUUUUACAGAGCACUUAAAUUUGUAAAUGAAAAAAAAUAAUGAAAGCUCGAUAUCCGAGCUAAAAUAUGUUUUGUAUAUUGACUUCAAAACUUGCUCCAUAUUAGCCUAUUGAGCAAGAUAUGAAUCUCAUCGAACAGGCAAUUCUGGCGCGAAGCGCAAGCAAAAAUGUUAUGUGGUAACAUGACAGAUUUUUUUUUGGAAGUCUUCCCCUCACAUUAUUUCAUUCACUCGUCUUCCUCCUCUUAUUUUCCUCUUUUUUCUUCUUCUUUCUUUCUUCUCUUCAUUUUUUCUUUUCUUCUUUCUCCUUUUUUUUUGCUCUGCCAAUUUUUUUCAGGGGGGCAUCUAGGGGGCACACCAAAUCUCAGGGGGGCACGUGCCCCCCCCCCCAGGGCCCCCCGUAGCUACGCCACUGAAUUCCAGACCGCAGAAGUCAAUGUUUGUUUAAUGAAAUGCGAACUCUUACAAUCUGUAUGUUCCUGCUGGUUUUUUAUUAAGAUAAAACGAAAUGCUGAAAUGACAAUCGCCUUCUUUCGGUCUUUAACGUGAAUGCAUCGAGUUACUGUCAGUUUUCAAAUAUGAUUAUUGUUACAUGGAGUACCAAUUUCUAUUUUUGUCGUCAUACAAUUCUUUACAGGACCUGUUUAUUAACAUGAACAGAAUAAUGGAUGUUUCUUAUAAAAAUGACAAUGGAUAUCAUCUUCAUUAUCUAAUUAAUUGAUAUAAUUGUCGCUAUGCGAUCGAUAAGCUCGAUUUACUACUUUGUUUGAAGGUAUUGAACUUACCUUGUAUCGUUUUAAUUGUUUGUAAUCUAUCCAGUAUUGGAAUUUUGUAUUAAGUUAUUCUUUAUUAUUUUUCACAGUGCAAUAUGAAGGAUUUGGUAUAUAUCUUAAUUAAGUUUAUUUUUCCCAACAACUAAUACAAAUAAUGUUAUACCUAAGUCUCUGGAAGGGGUAUUUAACAAGAAAUUUGACAAUGAUAAUCAUAUUUUACUGAUAUAUGUAAGAAAUUUGAUUAACCUCAACCUAAAAUGCUACACCUGCUACUCUUAGCGAGUAAUCAUUACUCGUCGCUUAUGUUUUGGAGCAUAAUGUACGAAUUGGAACAUUCUGCAUAUUUGGCCAUUGAGCUCAUUUUCUCACUCUGAUGUUCUUUACAGGGCUAAUAAUCCUCACUGUUCAAAUAAUUAAGAGUGACUUUUAAAUAAACUAGAGAUUGAUUUUUUCAGUUGAAUACGGAUUGUUAUUCACAAGGCAACAUACGAUUUUUAUGAUUUUGAAGCAAACCAGCAUGCAUAAAAAAAGAAUUGUAGAUUUAAUUCAUCUAUUCAGUAUUUCAGCAACAGAGAACACUAAAUACUAGUAUUCUUACCAAUCCAAAUCUGAUCAUUCCUAUGGCAAAUCCCCAAAACCGACUGGCUUCAAUUCUUUUCAAUCUCUUGAGCAACCGUCUUGAGAACAAUACCCCAACAACAUUACCUCACCUGAAAUGUUAAAAAAAACAUCUGAAAACCUUCCUAUCCUUACUCGCAUUAUGGCUUAAACAGCGCAUUGUAUCCUCUGUAAAAUGUGUUGCAUGGUAUAAAUCUAAUUUAAGUACCAUACAUCUUUGUUCUUAUAAGAUAUAAUUUGGGGUUUGUUUUAGACAUCGUUAUCAAAUAUACCGUCUAAUGUUAUUGCCUUCAAUGAUUUUUAUAUGACAUACAUAACUGAAAAGACUCAUUUGUGGUGGUCGGUUUUACUAAAUUGGAAUUUUAAUUCUAUCAAGACGUACCCAUAGGUAUAUCAUUUGUGCUUUAUGAGAAGGAUAUAUAGAGAUUUAUUUGUGUUUAUGAGAGAGUGCUAUACCAAAUGGAUAUAUUUGUGAUUACAAACUCCGUGUAAGAAGCUGUGUUUCAAUAACGAUCUUGAUACCACCAAGACACAUUUUGAUACUAUCGAUUUUCCAUUGUUAUCAAAUUGUUUCAGUGAAUAAAAUCACCAUUAUUGAUGUUAUCAUU
Messenger RNA from Lytechinus pictus (painted urchin), 5562 nucleotides. RefSeq names its product carbohydrate sulfotransferase 11-like. The record is from RefSeq and is a predicted model, not a curated record. Bases 1443 to 2585 code for a protein of 380 amino acids. The transcript is spliced from 4 exons. Gene Ontology annotation, molecular function: sulfotransferase activity. Lineage: Eukaryota; Metazoa; Echinodermata; Echinoidea; Temnopleuroida; Toxopneustidae. Gene Ontology annotation, cellular component: membrane. Gene Ontology annotation, biological process: carbohydrate biosynthetic process.